AAGCGGAGCUGGGCGUCAACAAGCGCUGUGGUUUAAAAGGCGAAGUGGCGCAGUGAGAGUGAGAAACGUGACUGGGAACUGAAGACUGAGUUUUUUAAUGUCUUUGACAGACAUGAGGAUGGCACACGUGAAAAGCAGACAGGACACAUCUGGAGGGCUGUGGGACUCCGUGAAGAAGGCCGCCUUCGUCAUCGGAUCAGGGAUCUUGUUGUUGGCGGCGUUCGGCAACUCGCUGACAUGGCAUCUCCAGAGGUUCUGGGGAGCGUCCGGAGACUUCUGGCAGAACUUGUGGAGCAAACUUUCUGCCACCUUUGAGGGCCACAAUGAAGCUUUGUUCUACAUGGGGACCAUGCUCGUGCCCACUGUGGUUUUUUGGGGUUUCAACGCUCUACUGCUAUUGGUGGACACCACAGGAAGACCCGCCUUCAUCACGCGCUACCGCGUCCAAGUGGACAAGAAUAAUCCGGUGGAUCCGGCCAAGCUGCGCCAGGCAUUGAAGACGGUGCUCUUCAACCACCUCUUCAUCUCGGGCCCCAUGGUGGUGGUUGCCUACCACCUGACGUCCUGGAGGGGCGACCCGUGCGGCCCCCAGCUGCCCACCUUCCACUGGGCCCUGAUCGAGCUGGCCUUCUUCUCCAUCUUGGAGGAGGUCUUCUUCUACUACUCCCACCGUUUGUUCCACCAUCCCAGCCUGUACAAACAUUUCCACAAGCAGCACCACGAGUGGACCGCCCCCAUCGGUGUGGUGGCCACGUACGCGCACCCCCUGGAACACCUGUUUUCCAACCUGCUGCCGGUGGUGAUUGGACCCGUGGUCCUGGGCUCCCAUGUGUCCACCACCUGCAUGUGGUACUGCAUUGCUCUGGUCAGCACCACCAUCUCACACUGUGGGUACCACCUCCCCUUCCUGCCAUCCCCGGAGUUCCACGACUUCCACCACCUCAGGUUCAAUCAGUGUUUCGGCGUCUUCGGCGUGCUGGACCGGCUCCACGGCACGGACACCAAGUUCAAGGAGACCAAGCAGUACGAGCGGCACACUUUGCUCACCUGCUUCACGCCGCUCACCGAGAGCAUCCCCGACUCUCCCAAGAAGAGCCAGUGAUCGCCUGGGCAGGAAGACAAGACCGUUCAAUCGACUCGGCACAAACGGCCAGUGUUGGUACUUGUUUAAAAAAAAAAAAAAAAAAGAGUUGUACCUAAUUACUGACUGACGUCCAUUCCAGAACUUCCUCCAUCAUCUCAGGUUAGAUCAUGCAGAAGAUCACGCAGCGGCUAAAACAAAUGCAGUAAGAAAAUCGAACACCUUUAAUUGACCAUGCAAGCACGCCAUCUGGUGGCGAAAGCAAGAAACUACAGCAGGACAAGCUCCGGAUCCAAGUGGCACCCACUAGCGGCUGUGAAUAGUACUGCAAUGCAAUUCAAACCAUGGGAACGUGGAAGCUUUUUCAAAUGUUUACUCACCGUUAGGAUGCUGUAAUCCUGUUAAUGUUUUGCACUUUUUAACUAGGCAGCACUUUAAUAAUUGUUUGUAAUGAAAGAAAACUAAAGGUGUUGAACAAUGCAAUCCUGUGUUUAUUUGUAUUCCAAGCAAAUAAAAACCCGACUCACCAAGCGUGCUUUUCAAGUUUUUUUUGUCCGUUUUGUAUUUUUUUUUUCUUUUAUUAAAGGAAAAAAAAGCAUAAUUACUACAAAUUACAAAUGACACUAAUAAGCGAAUCACAUCAGCCUACAAAGCAGAUAGUGAAUAUUAAAUGUUAUCAUACAAGAUCUCAUUCAAGUAUUUUACAUUUUCCCGUUUUAUAGAUAUACUUUUUUUUUUUUGUUCCUUUUUUGGUCAUUUUCACAUUUUUUGCCUCAUGACAAGCCUAAGAUAUUUUGAUGCAAUGAACAACUCCCAACGCUUUAUAGACAGUUUGUGUUUUCAAAGUAUAUUCGUAUGGCUUUAUGACUUGUUUGUCCUUUUUUUUGUUUGUUUGUUUUUGUUUCAGUCUGCAGACAUCAUAAGCAACCAUAAUGUUCUCGCUCCUUUUGCGUCUUCGGGCUGCGGGUGCACAGAGUCGCUAGGAGUCCGAAAAGGGGGAAGAACUGAAACAUCCUGACUGGAGGCUGGGGAGAAGUCUGCCUCCUGGUGGCAAAAAAAAAACAAAAA
Messenger RNA from Nerophis ophidion (straightnose pipefish), 2149 nucleotides. RefSeq names its product fatty acid hydroxylase domain containing 2 (gene faxdc2). Lineage: Eukaryota; Metazoa; Chordata; Actinopteri; Syngnathiformes; Syngnathidae. Gene Ontology annotation, molecular function: C-4 methylsterol oxidase activity; iron ion binding. The transcript has 9 exons. Gene Ontology annotation, biological process: sterol biosynthetic process. The record is from RefSeq and is a predicted model, not a curated record. The coding region runs from base 98 to 1102 and encodes 334 amino acids.